CCGAGGUUUGUGUGUAUUCAGCCAGGGCACAAGCACACAUACCGGCUCGCACAGCGGCUGGAAGUAAGCACGCAGGCUCCAAUCUCAGCUCUGACACAGCAGCUGCACGCUUGUUGUGCGUCUGUGUGUGUGUGUGUGUGUGGUUUAUAACUCAAGACUGUCUUUUGAAGCUCAACAAUUCCGAUCUUCCACAUUUCAGAGAGCCCAGUUUAUGACUCCGCUCGCCUGACGCAGACGUCAUCGCUACUGACCUCUCCUGUCAUCCACCCCGGCGCCCCGCUGAAGUUUCAGGCCCGGUUUUCUUUGUCGGAGCACAGCUGUACAGGCGAACCGGUCUACAGACGAGCGGCUUGGGACUGCUAAAGGAGACCGAGCGGCCGCCUUGUUGACGGUAUCGCCGCCAGCUGACGGUUUCAGCGGAGCUUUACUCUGGUUAAGGGUCCCCCCAUCAACUGUUGUGUGCCGUGACCCCAGCUGUGGUCUUGCCCUUCUGAGUUACCGCUGAGCUAAUAGAGGUGGCCUGGCCAGCCUGAUGUGGAAUUUGACCCGGCUGACCCCAUCCCACAAGUAGCCUUUCACUGAACCGGACUGGCAAGAGGAAGGAUAAAAGAGCAGUAGGGCAACGAGGGAGCAAAGGGGAGAAGUGUGAGCAGCAGCAGCGGACCAACCGCCUCCCCGGUAUGCCGGUAGAGACUCUGCGGCCCUCAGACGGCCGUCUGGCCGGGGUUCCCUUCACCUCUGCCAUGCCCUUCCGUAUUCUCAACAAGGGCCCGGACUACUUCCGCCGCCAGGCUGAGCCCGGGGCCCGUAAACUCAGUGCUGUGGAGCGCCUGGAGGCCGACAAGGCCAAGUAUGUCAAAAGCCAACAGGUGGCCCUCAACCGCCAAGCGCCCGUCAAACCGCCAAUCAUCCGCAAGCCCCUCCUAUCACCAGGCAUGAUGCUCCAGUGUCAGACCAGCACGCCCCCAGCCCGGAAAGUUCCACGCCGGCCAGCUGACGUGGAGAACGGGGUAGGGAGAGAAGGCCUAGGAAUGAGGAGAGGGCCUGCUCUAAACCUGGAGAGUCUAAAUAACCUGAUCAAUAAUGUGUGCGAUGGACCCAUGCCCUCCUCCCAGUCCCCUGUUUCUUCCUCUCCCUCAGCUUCCUCCCCUUUGUCAGGUGUGAAGAGCGCUGUCAGCAGCCUGUCGACUGAACCAGAGAGGAGUAAUCGACUCCUCCACAACCUGAAACCCCUGAAUCACGGCACUAAUUCCUCAUCGGCCUCGUCCUGCACCUCCUCUCCGCUCAGCAACAGCCUUCAGCCCCCUCCUCAAGAGCCUAACCGUCGUCCGCCCCCAGUCCCAGCUCGGGCACCCCGCAUUGGAGUUCUGGCACCCUACAGCUCCCCGAACUCGGUGACGGUGCGCAGGGUGGAUGUGCGGCCCCAGGCUGACAUAAGGAAGCUCCAAAGGUCACAACUCCAGCCCCAAGUCAAGCCCAGACAGACUGCCCAGGCCCAGGUAGCACAGCAGAAGGUGGCUCAGCCCCAGGUCCCCCCGCCGCCACCUCAACCCCAUAAGACUCAACUCCAACCUCCCCGUCAGGCUCCUGCUAUCUCCCAGGCGCUGCCCUCCCCCCCAGCCUACCCCCCACCCAGCCCCUUGCUGGUCCGAGCAGGGAUGAUCCCCCCAGCCUCCCCAGCCUUCACCCGGUUGUCCAAUGCCAGCUCCAGGGGGUCCAGGGCCGGUUCAGCCCGUAAACACCCGUCCUUGCACCGCUCCAAAUCAGACCUGAGCGACCGCUUCUCCCGGGCCACCGCGGACCUGGAGCGGUUUUUCAACUACUGCGGGCUGGACCCGGACGAAGUGGAGGGGAUGGGCGGCGUCGAGCGCUUCACCCGAGCCAACUCGGACAUCGUGUCUGUUUCCAAGCUCCGUAGUGUCAGCACACCCAGCUCCGAGUGCUGCGACCAAGCGAGGGGCGAGGGAGGGGAUGAGGACGACGAGGACGGGCCCCCCAGAGCCGGCGACCGUGUGCCCUACGGCAUCUCCGUCAUCGAGAGGAACGCGCGCGUCAUCAAGUGGCUGUAUGGCAUCCGCCAGGCCCGGGACGUCGGUAACGCCGUGUCUAACGUAUAGACUGGACAGAGACCUGUGUGGCGCAGGACAGAGACCUGUGUGGCGCAGGACAGAGACCCGUGUGGCGCGGGACAGAGACCCGUGUGGCGCGGGACAGAGAUCCGUGUGGCGCAGGACAGAGACCCGUGUGGCACAGGACAGACACCUGUGUGGCGCAGGACAGAGACCCGUGUGGCGCAGGACAGAGACCUGUGUGGCGCAGGACAGGAGAAGAAGAUGCCAUGGCCCUGGCCACUUCUCUCCAUGCAAGUUCUUUUUUUAUUUAUUGUAUAUUCCCAGAGGCGGCCGAGGGCCCGUCCCUGGUGGUGUGUAGCCGUUGGCGUCAGUGUGUCCGUGACUCUGAAGAAGGGAAGCUGAUCGUCGGUCUGUUGGUCACCCGCCGCCUUACGUCCCCGUCGGAGGAUACGCGGCGGCUUUGCUUUUCUUCCGCCGUCGGUGAAGCGUCGUUCUUGUCCUGACCAUGUUGCAGAAGAAGUUGUAUUUUCACCCGGGCUGCAAGUCAGGACUGCUUCCCAGAAGAGACGACGUUAACAUGACGUUUCUAACUCCUUUACACAGAUUUGUCAAAGAAUGCUGGUGUAGGAAAGCAAUAAUAAAGUGGUGUAAAUGAUGAGCACGGUGAGUAUGAAGGCAAGAGGAUCUUUGUUGUCGUAAAUCCUCAGGCUACGGUACUGUGUGUGUGUGUUUGUGUGAGUGUUUGUGUGUGCGUGUUUUUGAUAGACAGCUACCCUGCACAAGGCUGGACCGGAGCGCUAGAACCAGCUAGCGACUCUUUACAGUGCAUGACAAAGCAAGGACCCUGGCCGAUGUACGUGUGACUGAUGAUGAGAACGCCACCUUGAUACUGUGAAAACUCACAAAAAGAAAGAAAAAGCUUCCAUAAAACACGUUUGUAUUUUCAAAA
Messenger RNA from Lampris incognitus (smalleye Pacific opah), 3021 nucleotides. Its product is annotated as protein FAM110A. NCBI's taxonomy places the organism in Eukaryota, Metazoa, Chordata, Actinopteri, Lampriformes, Lampridae. The transcript has 3 exons. The coding region runs from base 681 to 2117 and encodes 478 amino acids. The record is from RefSeq and is a predicted model, not a curated record.